This is a messenger RNA of Pleurotus ostreatus (oyster mushroom), 372 nucleotides long. RefSeq lists its product as uncharacterized. Lineage: Eukaryota; Fungi; Basidiomycota; Agaricomycetes; Agaricales; Pleurotaceae. The coding region runs from base 1 to 372 and encodes 123 amino acids. The record is from RefSeq and is a predicted model, not a curated record. The transcript has 4 exons.
AUGUUUGUUUCAUCGUUACCAGCACUUCGCGUGGCCAUCCGAAGCCGUCUGUUCUCGAUGACCACUCCUUUGUCGAAUGUGGCAUCUGUCGAGGGAGCUAUUCGCCAAAAGCUCACUUCCAGCCUUGAGCCGUCCGAACUUACUAUCACCAACGAUUCUUGGAAGCACCGCCAUCAUGUUGCUAUGAGAGAACAAGGUGGGGGUAGCGGGGAAACGCAUUUUUCCGUACAGAUCGUGUCAGAGGCGUUUAAGGGAAAGAACACCAUGCAGAGGCAUCGCAUGAUUUACUCCCUCCUUUCUGAUGAGUUCUCGAAGGGCUUGCAUGCGCUCUCCUUGAAGACAAAGACCCCUGACGAGACUCAAACUGUGUGA